Rotaria sordida is the source of this 387-nucleotide messenger RNA. Lineage: Eukaryota; Metazoa; Rotifera; Eurotatoria; Philodinida; Philodinidae. The record is from the annotation of a GenBank genome assembly.
AUGCAACCAAAAUGGUCACCAAGUGGAGAUUGGUUCGUGUACUUAAUCAACGAUAAAGCUGCAACCGAUUCAACAGAUAAUCGUCAUCGCUUUCGACGUUCAGUCAAGAAUCAGACGAAAAACGACCAACAGAUUCAUCUUCAUAGUGUCAUUUCAGAUGAAUUGUUCUCUAUUGAAAUUGGCAAUCAAAUUCCGUCGGCUCUAGCAUGGUCAGAUGUUGAUUCGUCGCUCUAUUUCGCUGCACAAUCAUCUCAAUCGACCGAAGAUGCCAAUCUUUUGUAUGAAACCAAAUGGAAAGAUGUCAUUGAAUAUCGUCGACGUGAACCUAGUGAUGGUAGUACAAUCUAUCGUAUUGAUAUAAGCAGAAAAAAUCGAAGAGUUAUGUGA